GCGUGGAUGGUGUUGACAGUGGGAGAGGUUCGGGAACAUUGGAUGGAAACACGUACGCUACAGAAGAUGGUGUUAUGACUGAGGGAUUCAAUGAAAGGUGGUGGAUGUCUCUGAGAUUUUGGCUAGCAGUGUCGCCGCCGUGUUGACAUGGGGGAUGUUGCAGGAGGGGUGUGUGGCCCUGGCACCAGCUCCACAUCAUGCCGCCCUCAACUGCACCCUGUGGAGCGUCUGUGUGUGACACUCAAGCCGCCGCCCUUCCCUGGGUGGCUCAACCAAUCAGAGGUGGAGACAUAUAAGCGUGACUGUUCCAGCUGGCAGACAUACGAAGAUAUUUGCAUUUAUGGGAGGGGAUCGCUCCGAUUCGGUUUUGAGUCGCCGCCAAUGUCUCCGACCACCUGGAUUGCCCCCGGUAUUGCCUUCUCUGCAUCGGCCAUCUUAAUCAUCGGGACCAUCAUCGCCUACCUCUGGCACAGGAAAUACAGGAGCAAAUACACAGUGGACAGCAUGCGAUACCACAGCUACAAGGGCGGCCAAAGUACUACCUCUGACCACGCCCUGAAGGUGGAGAGCUACUCUGUUACAGUCAUCAGCACCGGCAAAAUGGUCAACAUGCUUGAGAGUGGUGAACAUGAGACACAUCUGGACCAAGACGAAAGUGUAAAGGUGGAUGUUGAAAGUGAAGCAGAUAUUACAUCUGAGCAUGACAAGCUGGACAUAACAUCCAGCCCCGAGUCUCCAGACAAGGACUACUCAAGCUUUGUGCUGCCCAAUGUUGUGCCCUACCAAGACAUGUUCCCUCAUGGUGACCACGCCCUGUAUCAGAGAUCAUAUGACCCCAACAAAGACAUGAAGGGCCUUGGCAAGAGUGUGAGUAGUGAGCCCAUCAGACCCACAGGCCGGGUGUUAGAAGUCGGGUAUGUCAACCCAGCCUAUGAUGGCAAUGAUAGUCUUAAGGAGGGACCUUCACCAAAGAAGAAGAAAAGGAAACCGAGGAUGUUUUUCAGUGAUAGGAAGGCAGCGAGCAAACAAAUGAAAUAUUAGAGUUCUUUAUGCAAACUCUGAACUGUGCAGUUGGGUUUACUACUGAGCUGUGUGGAGAUUCAGCUUUGCAUAGUACAGUUGCACAGGGAGAGGCUGAAGAUGUACCUGUGUAUACAGGUGUACAGGGAGAGGCUGAAGAUGUACCUGUGUAUACAGGUGUACAGGGAGAGGCUGAAGAUGUACCUGUGUAUACAGGUGUACAGGGAGAGGCUGAAGAUGUACCUGUGUAUACAGGUGUACAGGGAGAGGCUGAAGAUGUACCUGUGUAUACAGGUGUACAGGGAGAGGCUGAAGAUGUACCUGUAUACAGGUGUACAGGGAGAGGCUGAAGAUGUACCUGUGUAUACAGGUGUACAGGGAGAGGCUGAAGAUGUACCUGUGUACAAAGGUGAACAGGGAGAGGCUGGUUAUCACACAUAAUAGCUCUGUAAUCGUACAAUAAUUGAUUGUAAUCCUAUCCCCAUCAGAAAAUUCAAGUGGAUAAUAACAAGAUACGAUCAUACCUGUGUAUAGUCAGAGGGUGUACAGUCAGAGGCUGACAAUGUGUAUACAGGUGUGGAGGGAGAGAUUGUACCUGGGUGUAUACAGCAUAUGAUAUACCUAUAUACACCUAUAUUCAUGCACAUAUAUCAAAUGUUGUAUGCUGCCAUGGAACGGUGCUACAUGAGAAACAUUUGGUUCCCAGACUUAAUGAGGUCAAAGGAGCACUGAUCUGUGACAGUUCCCUGGGACCGACUGUUGCCUUUGUUACUGGUGAUAUCACAGAUGAUAUCCUUGAAAUCUUGGCUGGUUUGCAGUUUAUGCUCUGACAACCAUGUGCCCAAUUGAGAGUAUAAGGACAUACCUUCAUGUUAAUCAACACGGAUGAAGUACAGUUUCAUCUCCAGCACUUAAUAUUGAAAUUUAGGCGUUUGUGUUGUGCAUUUUUGUUAACACUAGUUCAACUUGUAACCGAAACUAUUGAUUACACCUGAACAUCGCCUAUAAAUCAAAUCAUGUGUAAAUAUUACAGUCAGUGUGUACAAUGGCUGUUAGUUUCACUGAGGCAAUACAUAAGAUUCUAAAUAUUUUCAGUUAUUUUACAAAUUGGCUACAUAAUGUAUUUAUGUAGUUUAUAAUGACAACAACUAUAAGCUUUUGAAGUUUACUUUUAUCUGACUGAAAUGACAUUACUGUAAUGAUUUGGCUUCUUUUCAGCAGUUUGGGAUUUAGUUUACAGCCCAAAAUAACCAAACUUUUGUUUUUACUUUUAUAAGCCUACUUAUAUAGCAAUAUUACGUGAUAUCAGCAUAUAUCAAGCUAUCAAACACAAGCUAUUGUGUAAUCAUAUGGAACACAAGCUGUUGUGUAAUCAUAUGGAACACAAGCUAUCAUGGAACACAGAAAUGGGAUGCAAAUGAAGUCAUCUUGUCGUCAGAAAUGCAGGGAUACGUUGUCCUCUUAUCAGACUAUAGUCCGUUUGGCUCAAAAUCGGACCGAUGAAUUGCAAUCUAACUCGAAAA
Molecule: messenger RNA, 2543 nt
Organism: Haliotis rubra (blacklip abalone)
Lineage: Eukaryota; Metazoa; Mollusca; Gastropoda; Lepetellida; Haliotidae
Exons: 6
Coding region: 148-1041 (297 amino acids)
Source: RefSeq, a predicted model, not a curated record